Caenorhabditis elegans is the source of this 356-nucleotide messenger RNA. It is a transcript of the gene T24D3.2, whose product is annotated as Ovule protein. The transcript has 2 exons. The record is from RefSeq and is marked reviewed. The coding region runs from base 41 to 253 and encodes 70 amino acids. NCBI's taxonomy places the organism in Eukaryota, Metazoa, Nematoda, Chromadorea, Rhabditida, Rhabditidae.
CGAUUCCGGCACUUCUUCAUCAAUUGUUACUGCAUCACAUAUGACGUCCUACUUUAAAAUUCUAGAAGUCACGUACAAAUGCGAGAAAGAGUGCCCAUGUCGUCCAGAGAACAAACUCUCAUCCUCACUGAGCCUUUCCACAGAGAAAUUAUCUUCAUUACAAACUCCGAAAAAAGUUCGCUUCACAGUUGUUCCAGUUUCUGAAUCUACGAGUUACAUAUCAGGGAGUCCUAUUAGAUCCGGAUGGUUUUGACAAAGUUCUUAUCACAUUUUCUUUUCCUUUAAUUUUUUUUUGCAAAAACAUUGAAUGAUAUUGUUUUGGGUAUGAUUGAUAUCGAAUAAAUCAUAUGACCGGA